GAAAACGCCACUACUUUUUUUGUGUACACAGAACGUAUGACGUUUCACGCAAAGGUGGUGCUGUCACUAUGGCUGCAAAGGACGCGCAAUGAAUUGUCAUCAUUAAGUACACUGUUUGCACCCUCCCUAUUUUCCCAAUUGAAUUGAUAAGAUUGAAAGAUGUACCACAAAGAGAAGAGCAUUCAGAUGAAAAGCAGUGCGUCUGCGCUAUACAACAACCUGAGCGUGCUGCGCAUAGCCCCGCGGAGCCUGACCUAUUUCACAGUGGUACACGCCAACAUGGUCAAUAUGGUCAGUGCUUCUUGGGACGGACUCAACUACUCCCACCGCCAGCUGCAGUCCAAAGAGGCCAACGUAGCUACCAGCUCCUCCCUCAUCAUGCAGGCAGCCUGGUGUGUCCUCCCAUCUCGUGACAUCCUGGUGCUCACCUCUCAGAAAGGCAUCCAGAUGUAUGAGUCGGAUGGCUCCAUAAUGGUAUACUGGCAUGCACUGGACACGCCUGAGACCCAAACAGCUCAGGCAGUGUUUGCUCGAGGGAUUGCAGCAGUGCGGGAAAAAUACAUCUGUGUGGGCAUCUCGUCUGGCUCUAUGCUGGUGUUUGACGUCCCCAUUAAAGGCAGUAACAUCACCCUCUCGGAGGUGCUGGAGGAGCACAAGGAGUCCAUCACGGAUUUGGCCUCAGAAUGUUCCGGUAGCCUGGAGUGCAUAGCAGACAUGGUGAGUGCUGACGACUCUGGCAAUCUCUGUGUGUGGAAGUCAGGAGAGGACUUCCAGCUGCUCAACAAGAUCCCUGGUUUCGAUAUGAGCUGCUCCUCAGUGAAGCUGUGGAAGGGAACCGUGGUGGCAGGCUAUGGCACAGGGCAGAUCCGUCUCUACGAGGCCGUGACAGGGAUCGUCCACGCAGAGGUCAACGCCCACGCACGCUGGAUCUACUCCUUGGACAUCGCUCCCUUCUCUGGCCUGCUUCUGUCUGCUGCUGAGGACUCUCUGGUUAGAGUGUGGCAUCUGACCAUGACCCCAGAGACUAACAGUGUGGAGAUCGUGCACAUGUAUAACGAGUGUGUGACAGACACCCAGAUCUGCGGGGCUAAGUUCUGCGAUGGGGACGGCUACGCCUUCGCUGUGACGGGCUAUGACCUGAGUGAGAUCAUCCGCUACACACAGGUCUAACUGCAGUAGCACGCACCAUGGGAGAUGUGUGAGAGUGUGUGUGUGAGGUUGACAUGUGAACGGAGUGUGUCAGCUCAGCAGUAUCCCUGUUGGGGAGUGUGCGACAAAAGAGAAGUCUACAGCAGGAAACGUCUGCCUGAUAGACCAUGCAGCAUCUAAUUCCACCAGAUCAAUGGUCUACAGAGAGACGGAAAGCCUAUGAAGGUUAACUCCGAAGCAAACUAGGCUGUGACCCAUCUCCAUCUACUAUGACCUAUCUAGAGGACAUGAUACAGUAUGUAUGUCUACAGCGUCUCUCCCAUGGAUAUUGACUUUGGUCCAAAGGUCAGAUAGAAGAAUGUUGUCUCUAUCAAGUAGUUUCCUACAUAUCAUGACUGCACUUUGUAGUCAACAAUGAGCGAAAGAAAAAGUGAGGCAUCUUACGAUUAUAUGAGGAGAAAGAUGAUUUGUAGUGCAAUGUGACCUUGUAUAUUUUGACUGAUCACAUACUGGCUUAUGCUGACACAUUUCCUCUGUGUUGAGUAUUGGUGUGUGUGUGCGCGUGCGUGCGAGUAAUGGUCCAGUAACGGACCAUGAAACUACAGAUGAGUGUGUAUAAAUCUGUUUUCCAGAUUUAAAAUAAAGGGAGUAGGCUAUACUGUAAACACGUAGGGUUGCUGACAGCAGCACAAUGCCUCAGCUGUCUCAGUAUUGUAUUGUUGCAGGUAUUUACGAUGUGUAUGGUAAUGUAGGUCGUUCAGCAUUCACUUUGGAAAUGUAACAUUCCUUUGACUUAGUAAGUCUUGAAUAUUAUUAUUGUACAGCAUCACUGUAUAAAUGUACUGUAACUAUGAAUCAACUUGACAAUAAAUAUUUAUUGUAGAUAA
Molecule: messenger RNA, 2036 nt
Organism: Salmo salar (Atlantic salmon)
Lineage: Eukaryota; Metazoa; Chordata; Actinopteri; Salmoniformes; Salmonidae
Gene: wdr54
Product: WD repeat domain 54
Biological process (GO): proteasome-mediated ubiquitin-dependent protein catabolic process; ubiquitin recycling
Cellular component (GO): nucleus; cytoplasm
Molecular function (GO): ubiquitin binding
Source: RefSeq, a predicted model, not a curated record